AUAACUCCAUUAUACUAUAAAAGUACCGCUAAAUUGACCUUUGCUCUUUAGAAAAGGCCAUUUCAAUUUUCAACCUGUUCUUGCACCAUCAGGAGAAGCAAGAACAGAGAACACGUAGCACAGAACACACACAGAAAUUAACAUUCUAUUAAAAUGGUGGGACAGAAACUACCGACGGUGAACAAACCAAGCCGCAGUGAUGAAGUGGUAGACCCAGAACAACAGCUCAGGAUAGCCCAUGAGGUCAGGGCCCAUUUCGAGUCCGUGGCUCCUAAGAGGCCCAUCAAGCCCAGCCGAAGCGAGCCUGAUCCCGACGCUUCUCUGGCCCAUCAAUCUAACUCUGGGCCCAUUCCUGAGCUACAGAAGCUUCUCUCCCUCAAAUCUGAUCAUCAUCAAGUGGUUUUGUCAACGGGAGGAGAGUGGGUGGAACAAGACGAGUUUGUAGAAACACAAUAUUACAAGCAGUUGGAAUCCAUUGACAAACAGCAUCACACGACAGGGACUGGAUUCAUAAAGGCGACGAAGGAAGGAAUUGAAAAUGGAGAGAGUUAUGAAUUCCAAAGAUUGCCUGAAAAUGGAAAAGACACUAACAAGAUGGGAGCUUUUUCUGGGUACAAGAGUAACCCGGCAACAAACGAUUGGACUCCAAGCGUUGAUGAGAUUAGUCAGGUUGAUCAUAUAGUUCAUCGUUGAAUGUGUCUCCACCAAGCCCAGUCGCAGUGGUUAGGAAGAUAGGUGUUGGCGAGGCUGUAAGUAGGAAUUCCGGAUAUGUGAGGGGUAUUUUAAGAAUUAUGUCGUAUCUGAGGGGGUAGCUGAGGAAACACCGCAAACAAUGUUUGGUUCAGAUUUUUUAUUUCAUUUCUUUUCCUUCUAUUUCCUGACUACCAAAAUAAGUUGUAAAAGAAAACCAAAUAAGCAAUAUAAGGCUCCGAUCCAGAUCAGUAGUUGGGAUGAUA
Messenger RNA from Beta vulgaris subsp. vulgaris (sugar beet), 956 nucleotides. RefSeq lists its product as hypothetical. The coding region runs from base 154 to 693 and encodes 179 amino acids. NCBI's taxonomy places the organism in Eukaryota, Viridiplantae, Streptophyta, Magnoliopsida, Caryophyllales, Amaranthaceae. The transcript has 4 exons. The record is from RefSeq and is a predicted model, not a curated record.